CCUAUGCAGCCCACAUCCAUCACACCCAACUUCAAUUCCUGAGAGCCAUGGCUUCCAACACAUUGAUGAGCUAUGGCGUCGCCACCACCGCCUUCCCAUCAGUCCUCUCCUCUUCAAAAUCCAAGUUCGCCGCCUCUCUCCCACUCCCUAGCGUUGCUGCCAAUGCCUCGUCCCGCUUCACCAUGACGGCCGAUUGGAUGCCGGGCCAGCCCCGGCCUCCGUACCUCGAUGGCUCAGCACCCGGUGACUUUGGUUUUGACCCACUUCGGCUUGGUGAAGUCCCAGAGAACCUUGAAAGAUUUAAGGAAUCUGAACUCAUUCACUGCAGAUGGUGUAUGCUUGCUGUUCCCGGAGUUCUAGUACCGGAGGCCUUGGGAUUGGGGAAUUGGGUGCAGGCUCAAGAGUGGGCUGCCGUUCCAGGAGGCCAAGCCACCUACUUGGGCAACCCAGUGCCAUGGGGCAACCUCCCCACCAUUUUGGCCAUUGAAUUCCUUGCCAUCGCCUUUGUUGAGCACCAACGCAGCAUGGAGAAAGAUCCUGAGAAGAAGAAGUACCCUGGUGGUGCUUUUGACCCCUUGGGGUACUCCAAGGAUCCCGAAAAGUUCAAGGAGUACAAGGUCAAAGAGAUCAAAAAUGGCCGGCUCGCAAUUUUGGCUUUUGUGGGGUUCUGCGUUCAACAAUCAGCUUAUCCUGGCACAGGGCCAUUGGAGAACUUGGCUACUCACUUGGCUGACCCAUGGCACAACAACAUUGGAGAUAUCAUCAUCCCCAGAUCGCUUUAUCCAUGAAUCAUGGAAUUUUAAUCAUACUUCCUCUGUAAAAUUCGAUGUAACAAUCUGUAAUAUUCAGUCAGGACUUCGAAUGUUUUGCCUGUGUUGUUAAGUUUCCAACUAAUUAUUUUGCUGCUAUGAGUACCUAAAAAUACUGUGAAAAUUAUUUGUCUCA
Messenger RNA from Corylus avellana, 945 nucleotides. The record is from RefSeq and is a predicted model, not a curated record. NCBI's taxonomy places the organism in Eukaryota, Viridiplantae, Streptophyta, Magnoliopsida, Fagales, Betulaceae.